Ceratosolen solmsi marchali is the source of this 1326-nucleotide messenger RNA. RefSeq names its product intraflagellar transport 57 (gene IFT57). The record is from RefSeq and is a predicted model, not a curated record. NCBI's taxonomy places the organism in Eukaryota, Metazoa, Arthropoda, Insecta, Hymenoptera, Agaonidae. The transcript is spliced from 8 exons. Gene Ontology annotation, cellular component: cilium; Golgi apparatus; microtubule organizing center. The coding region runs from base 16 to 1239 and encodes 407 amino acids. Gene Ontology annotation, biological process: intraciliary transport; non-motile cilium assembly.
AUAUUUUUUAAAAGCAUGUAUAGAGAUAAUCCAAAAAUUAUAAUUGAAGAUGUAUCAGCAUCAUUGGCUUCUUUUGCUGCCUAUAUACAAAUGGAAGAUCUAUUAGAAAAAUUGAAAUUACUUAACUAUGACAGUGAAUUCGUUCAAAAUCUAAAAAUGAAAAAUAUAAGCAGACAUUAUUUCAUGGUACCAACAAAUCCAGGAGAACAGUUUUAUAUGUUUACAUCCCUGGCUGCUUGGUUAAUAAGAAAAUCUGGUAAAAAAUUUAAUCCUCCGCAAGAAUCUGAUGAUCCUAAUUCAACAAUAUCAGAAAUAAUGGAAUUUUUAAAACAAAUUGAUAUUCGUAUAGAAUUUCCACCAAAUAAAUUAAAGCAAGGAGUUGGUGAACAUGCUGUCUUUGUACUUGAUAAUCUUGCUGAUCAUGCAAUAAAAUUUUUAAAAUUUAAAUGGCAAAAAGUUCAAAUACCUCCAGAUGAAACUAUUAUUGAACCCGAAAUUGAAGAAGAUGAUGCAGAACUAAUUUUAGAAAAGGUUGAAGAAGAAAUGAUGGCUGAAUUUGACGAUGAAGAAGAUGAUGUUAUUCAUGUUGAUGAUAUUACAAAAUUAUAUAAAGAGGCUUCGAGUAACAGUCAAAGACCAGAUAAAAUUUUAGAAUCAACUGUUGAUACUGAAGAAUGGAAAUUAGAAUUAGAACGCGUUUUACCACAAUUGAAAAUAACUAUCAGUGCAGAUUCUCGUGAUUGGAGAGAACAUCUUGUACAAAUGAAAACUUUACAUGCAACUAUGGGAAAAGAUCUCUCUGGGACGAAAAGUCAGCUUGAAAAAUUGAAUGCAGACAUUGGAAGAGCAUUAGAUAACAUAAAUACUAAAGAGAUUCAUUUGAACCGACAAUUAGAUCCACAACUUCAAGAACUGAGAGUUCUUCAGGAGGAACUUUCUAAAGUAAAAGAAGAGUACAGAGAUAUUAGUGGAGGAGUCACAGAGCGAACAAGGGUUUUAAAUAAGUUGACAGAAGAAUUAGAACAAGUUAAAAAAGAAAUGGAUGAAAGAGGAUCUAGUAUGACUGAUGGAACUCCAUUAAUCAACAUAAAGAAAACAAUUUCAAAAAUGAAAAGCGAAAUUUCAGAAAUGAGUAUACGAAUAGGCGUUUUGGAGUAUAGUUUAAUGUGUUCAAGGGUUAGAGACAGAGCUCAAUUACAAGAGGAUAUGAAUAGUACAACCAGUACUGUUUCUGUUUAAUAAAAGAUUAUUAUACUUUUAUUCUAGUCAUUUGUGUUUUUUACAUGUGAAAAUUAAAUGUUGUUGGUGAAAUAUACAUAGUCAUUG